This is a messenger RNA of Urocitellus parryii (Arctic ground squirrel), 1237 nucleotides long. RefSeq names its product galanin receptor 2 (gene Galr2). Gene Ontology annotation, cellular component: plasma membrane. Gene Ontology annotation, molecular function: galanin receptor activity. The record is from RefSeq and is a predicted model, not a curated record. NCBI's taxonomy places the organism in Eukaryota, Metazoa, Chordata, Mammalia, Rodentia, Sciuridae. Gene Ontology annotation, biological process: negative regulation of adenylate cyclase activity; G protein-coupled receptor signaling pathway; positive regulation of cytosolic calcium ion concentration.
CCAAGACCCAGACGACUGCAGGAUCCCGGGCAGCUGCGAGUUAGGCGACAACAUGAAUGGUUUGGGAGACUGGGUGGCCGAGAACGUGAGCCAGGCGGGGGGCACGGGCUGGCAACCCGAGGCGGUCCUCGUGCCCCUGCUCUUCGCUCUCAUCUUCCUCGUGGGCACCGUGGGCAACGUGCUGGUGCUGGCCGUGCUGCUGCGAGGCGGCCAGGCUGUCAGCACCACCAAUCUGUUUAUCCUCAACCUGGGCGUGGCCGACCUGUGUUUCAUCCUGUGCUGCGUGCCCUUCCAGGCCACCAUCUACACCUUGGACGGCUGGGUGUUCGGUUCGYUGCUCUGCAAGGCCGUGCACUUUCUCAUCUUCCUCACCAUGCACGCCAGCAGCUUCACGUUAGCUGCCGUCUCCCUGGACAGGUAUCUGGCCAUCCGCUAUCCGCUGCACUCCCGCGAGCUGCGCACGCCUCGAAACGCGCUGGCAGCCAUCGGGCUCAUCUGGGUGCUGGCGCUGCUCUUCUCUGGGCCCUACCUGAGCUACUACCGCCAGUCGCAGCUGGCCAACCUGACAGUGUGCCACCCAGCAUGGAGCGCGCCACGCCGCCGCGCCAUGGACCUCUGCACCUUUGUCUUCAGCUACUUGUUGCCAGUGCUGGUUCUUGGACUGACCUACACUCUCACUCUGCGCUACCUCUGGCGCGCCGUCGACCCGGUGGCUGCGGGCUCUGGUGCCCAACGCGCCAAGCGCAAGGUGACACGUAUGAUUGUCAUUGUGGCCGCGCUCUUUUGCCUCUGUUGGAUGCCCCACCACGCGCUUAUCCUCUGCGUGUGGUUCGGUCACUUUCCGCUCACGGGCGCCACUUAUGCGCUGCGCAUCUUCUCACACCUGGUCUCGUAUGCCAACUCCUGCGUCAACCCCAUCGUCUAUGCGCUGGUCUCCAAGCAUUUCCGCAAGGGCUUCCGCAAAAUCUUCGCAGGCCUGCUGGACAGCACACCACGCCAAGCCUCAGGUCGCGUGUGCAUUGCGGCACCUGGCACCCACAAUGGCAGCGUGCUGGAGCGUGAGUCCACCGAUCUGACGCAUGUGAGCGAGGUGGCUGGGCUCCCUGUCUCUGUCCGGGAUCUUGCCAGCUGUGCAGCCUCUGGCCCUUCCCAGCACCAAAAGACCCUCAACAUCCUGACAGUUAAUGAGACCUGAGAGCACAACGGGAAACAGGCUUGGAUGUUGAAGGGCUGGAGU